UUCAGAGAUAUUCCACUUCAUCAUUAAAAUAAUGAAAAAUUGAAGAACUCCUCCUCAAAACAUCUUGUUGUCGUAAAAGAUCUCCUCCGGCGGCCUAAUUGGAAAAGUCUUCCGGAAUCGAUUUAAUCGAAAGGUUCCCUGGCCUCCUUAAGAAAGUAUCCGGGUUGUCUCCCGAUGAUAAAGAAAAUUAAUGUAACAAGAAGGUAAAAAGGAAGCUAAUAAUGCGAAGAUAAAAGCUUAAAAGAAAGUUGGAAAUUAAUUAAAGAAAAUUGUAAAAAAAAAAAGUACUGUUUUGGAAAGAAAAAAAUACAUAAAAAAUUAGGAAGAAGAAGAACGAUGAAUAUGGCGUAGAAUUGGUUCCCUUUUUGUUUUUGAUUUUGUUAAUAUUUUUUGUUUGGAUAAAAUAUUAUCCAAUUUUUUUCCUCCGAAAUUCUAACUUCCUCCAAAAUCCUCCUCGUUUGACUACUUCAAGUUGUGCCAGAUUUAUGUGAGUCCGCUGGGCUAGUCAAAUCCGUCGGGCCUAUGUGCUAUGAUCAUUCGGGCCAAUGAGAAUAUUGAGCCAUAUAUCUGAUUGGGGCCGCCUUCCACUUGCACUGGGUCGUCCCAGCGUUAGGCCUUGACUAGUUAAUAUUUUAGGUGAACACAAAUGCCCCCCACAAAAUUAUUCGGGACAAAAAUCUUCACUUUUAGUCCAAAUAAUUUUGUUUGGAUUGAAUAUUUUUAAAUCAACUGCUUCGCGCGAGUGUAAUAUCACGUCACUUUAAUUACUCGUCGAUCAAUUCUCUCGGGUCCUUUUGCCGCCGUUUCAGAAUCCUUUUCGUGGAAACUUCCUCUUUUCUCAAACCAAGAAAACCCACAUUCCACUUUCUUUGUUUUGAUUUUCCAACCAAGCCUCCAUUGGUACUCUCCCUCUCUUCUCCCCGUUGGCAAGAAAAGGUCAUUCCAUCUCUAGAUCGACCAACGGCAGCCCCGACAUCCAUCAUCCGGUAACAAUUUGGCGGUCCUUCGUGCAGUCCAGAAGUUUUUGGGGGCGAUUUGGCGGGUCUUGGCAGGUCGUGGUGCGGUUCGGCGGUUCUUGGCGAUUCUUGGUGGCAACUCAAUGAUCGAGUGACUUUUCCGGCCCGCGCACCUCGGGAGGGGUUCCGAUGUCGAGGGCUAAACCGGGAGUCUAAAUCGGCCAUACCCAUAUGACACUUUCGGGGGAGGUGACUUCGGCAUCCGAUGGCGGUUGGCGAGUGCUCGCGCCAUUCUUGAGAGACAAUGAAGACUCAUCCGAGGGUUUUCGUGACAUUUUCGGAGGGGGUAAAAUCUUAUUGGCUCAACCUUGGUUUACUCUUAUAGUUUUCCUUCCCGUGUAUUUCGUUUACCUAGCGAUGCUUUAGAGUUCAAAUUUUGAAUGGAUAUGCUAGGUCCUACCUUUGAUGCGUGGUGGCAUAGUUGGGGCAUCCAGGACAUGUUGUCGUUAUGUGCUGAUUUCCUCCCUAGUGAUAUUUUCAUGGCUAAGGCUCUAUUGUGCUUUUGGAGUCCUAACAUUAAUUCUUUUGUGUUUUCUUUUGGGGUUUUAACCCCGACGGUAUUGGAUGUAGUGGCAAUCCUAGUAUUACCUUCGAAGAGAAUAAAGCCUCCUUUGUUUCCGUCUUGCAAACCAGAUCGUUUGCCCAUUUCUGUGACUUAUGAUAGUAACACUACUGUGGGUCAGGUUUUUGCCUCAAAUAAGCUUGUUGGUGCUGUUGAGCCCUCCGAGAACAAUGUGUUCCUCAUGUAUUGGUUUAGCAAGUACUUCACAUGUUGUGUGUUGAAGGGGUUAAUUUGGGAGGCCGAACCAAUAUUGAAUGCCAUUAUUUACGGUGCCGAAAGCUUCAUACUUUUUGGGUCUAUUAUACCGUGGUAUAAAUGAUUUUCUAAGGAAGCUUUUUGUUUCGACCUCCCGUGAGCCGGUAGGAUCUGGUCCCUUAUGGUCCCUUGAGCUGUGGGCGCGGCUAUACUUCCUAGUCUAAUCAACCCGCAUCCUGACCUCUCGCUUAGUCAGUUUACUGUUUUGGGUCCAUAUCUAGCAUCGUGCCCUUCUUUUAAGGGUAACCUUCAUUAUGUGGCAUACUUCAUCCUACAUGAGAUUGAUCGAUCCCCAUGUGACUUUUCUCUUUUAGUCGGCCACUCUACCGGCCCUAUUUGGCUUGCUGCUCCCGGAAAUGAUAAUCAAAUUGUCGAGAGCGCCCUCCGUACGAUCUGCUAGAAUAAAUGCUUGACCGCCCGGGUCUUGGUCGAAAGCUUAGCUUUAGGCUCUCGAUAUAAUCCGUUGCUUGAAGAAAUCUACCAGCCUCAGUACUGUACCCAAAAAUUCGGAUUGACUCAGGGGGUCCCUUUUUUCAGCUUUCUUUUACCGCUCCCACUCGAACCGGGUCAGAGCCUAGGAUUGGUAGUUGUCGAUGCCUGACGAACUUACAUCCGUGAGCCAGAGGACCUUCCACAUUUGUCCUAUCCCCUUGAUUCAAGCACCUUGCCCUUAUUUGACCGAUGGUGGGUUGAUUUUCUUACCCACACAGACUUGGCCUCUUUGCAACUCUCCCUAGUUAAAUUGGUGGAUGAAUGUUCGAGUGACGAGGAGUCGCCUGAUGUUGUCUCCGAGGGGGUAGAGGAAAUGCCCGCGCCUCUAGCUACGGGUAAUCUUUGUCAUUUACCGUGUGGUUUGGUGGUGCAUAUUUACACGAUCGCUCUUCUUUGUAUUGCAGACAUGCCUUUUGUGUUGAGUGUCCGACCUAUAUCCGCUUCCGUAGUUUGGCGGUCCCGAAGGUUGAUUUCGAGGCCUACCGUGCCCAAGUCGCAACCCAAACUGCCUGUUAAAGAACUAGUUUUGUCCAUCCGAAAAGGCUACUCCUUAUCUACUGUUGCCCCGGUAGCAGAAUCAACUUUGUCACCGCCUCAUUUUCAGACCCUCCAGACGGAGGUUAUCCCUGAGCCUACUUGCAGGUUUCUUACGAAGAACUUACCCUGAAAGAGGGGAUCAAAUCGGCCUAGACUCAUUCCCCUGCUCCUACCGGACCUGACAAUAUGAGGAUGUUUGCAUCUUGGGCUAUCCCUCCAGUUCUAGUGGUGAUCCUUGCCGACGUGGAGGCGUAUUUCGCUCAGGAUCUCACCGGGGACAUCAUUCCUCCUCCGGUUUUCGUCGGGCAGGAUCAGGAUCCCUUUGCCGCUUAUCAAUUCUUUCUACCAGGUAUCUUUUUUGGCUACAACUGCGUCUACACCUCUGCAUUCGGACUGUAGAAGGCAACUGAAGGAUCUUGCUGAUCACUUGGGUGAAGCUUCUGGGCGACGGAAGAUGUUACAGGGCCUUCGCAGUUGAUAACUCCAAAUAGAAGCAUAUUCUUAGCUUGAAAAAACUGUGUAUUACUCGAAUUUCUGUAUAAAAACCAUCACAAUGAAUCAUCA
Molecule: messenger RNA, 3426 nt
Organism: Andrographis paniculata
Lineage: Eukaryota; Viridiplantae; Streptophyta; Magnoliopsida; Lamiales; Acanthaceae
Exons: 4
Coding region: 2639-2992 (117 amino acids)
Source: RefSeq, a predicted model, not a curated record